Molecule: messenger RNA, 2246 nt
Organism: Hypomesus transpacificus
Lineage: Eukaryota; Metazoa; Chordata; Actinopteri; Osmeriformes; Osmeridae
Exons: 2
Coding region: 484-1398 (304 amino acids)
Molecular function (GO): zinc ion binding; nucleic acid binding
Source: RefSeq, a predicted model, not a curated record
CACAAGAAAUGUUUUGAGUUGUGGAACAAAGAGUCUGACCGUAGGGAGAGAUCCAGACUUCAGAAGGUAUUGAAAAGUGAACCAGAAAAAUGUCAGGAUGAAGAAAUAGGGAAAUGUCCACCAUACAUGCCGGCGCACACGCACUCGCACAUGUCUUCUGCUUUGUACCCACAGUUGAGUGCCACGAGGCUGCGCCCGGACCUGGAUUUCCUGCCCUCCUGCCCUCCUUCAGCUCCACGACCAGACCACACACAAAGCCAACGACAACCCCCACCGCUGAGAGAGGCCCUUCUUCAGCCACAGAAAGAGGAACUCUCUUCUCCAACUAACCGCACCCGAUCGGGCCAGAUGUAUGGACAGGGGAAGUCAACUUCUGUCCAGGCAGCCGAUUCCACCACGCCUGUCAACCGCCGCGCAGAAAACACACCACUGCCUCCGGACUCAGACGAUGAACUAAGUGCCUUUCCAGUACAGAACUAACCCAUGGUGGAGGUCGCGGGACAUGACGGCCCCACCAUGGUUUUUCGCCCGUGGACUGUGUCAGACGUUAGGGAAGCUAGUUCACACCUCCCAGACGUUGCUACCUCGGGAGAAGCCUUUGCUGAGGCAUUGAUUGUGUUCUGUAGGGAGUUCAGACCCACUUUAACUGAACUCAGACGCCUGUUAGGGACAAAAAUGAAGGCAACAGACUUUGCAAAGAUCUCCAACAUCCUUGUGGGUGAUGACAUCAGGUGUGUUCACAUUGAAUAUGGACAUGCGGACAAUGCACAGUAUGCGAGAAAAGUCACUGACAUUGCUACUGUCAUAAAGACAGCUUUUCCAACUCGACUGAACAUGUCAGCAAUAGCAGCAUGUAAACAGAGACCUGAUGAAGGUACAGACGACUACAUGCACCGCCUCACAGAAGUUUUCACCACCCACAGCGGCAUUGCUCGACCCAACAACACCGACCACAUGACACCCUGGGAAACCCAUCUCUGUUCUGCUUUUCUGAAUGGACUGUUACCAGAGAUCGCUGCUGCCGUCAAACUCUCCUGUGUCUGUUAUGAGGAAGCCCGCUUGGAUGAACUACGACGACACAGCCGACAUAACCAAGCUCAGCUGAUGGCUGAGCAACAGAGGACCAUCAAAGCUGAGAAGGAACUUCAUCAAGCCACACUGACUCUUCUUCAGACCGCAUCCCAGCAACAUGGAGGCAAAGGCGGCUUCAACAAGAAGGGCAGGAAGGGAGAACAAGGGCGCGGUAAAGGAGACAACAAGGGUCGGCAUUUCCACAAAGACCCUGAUGCCUGUUUCAAGUGUGGGGUAAAAGGACACUGGGCAAGGGACUGUCCUAAUAAGAAGGGGGAGAAGAAUGAGUUCUCCCACCAGAAGAACGGCUUUCAUUCAUCCGAUUGACUAAGAGGGCAGGAGACGGGAGCUGAGCGCAGACCACUGGCCUCAACGCAGCAUGAAAAAGAUUUCUACACAGGUAAAAGACGCAUUGCCCCAGCCAGCUGAAGGUACUCUACACAACCUUAAGCCAGGUGAUUGGUGAUUGGUGAAAGAUCUGCGCAGGAAGAACUGGAGAUCGAAGAGGUGGUUAGGACCGUUCCAGAUCCUGCUAACUACACACACUGCUGUAAAGACGGCUGAAAGAGCGACCUGGAUCCACGCCAAUCACUGCAGAAAGGUUCCUGAGCCUCUCGAGUAACCGCACACCUGCCACACACUUACACGGUAGGGCUGCGCUGACUCAUCACAGUUCUAGAGUGUACGAAGAAAGCUGCGCUGAACUGCACCGGCGAAAUACAUAAUGCACAUACACGUUCCAGAGAAUACACCCACAUCUGUUGUCACCAAGCAACCUCCGAGGGACAACGUAGGACCGCCGACCACCAUAAGAACAUCCUGCAACCGUUCCAGAUUAGGUACCAUGAUGGGGCUGGCCUUGAUCCUCACUCUGAUCCUAUCUCCACUCUUGUGGUAUCUCACUCAUCGUACAGUAUAUCAGAUGGUGAGACUCACAAGGGAACAGACUGAUCAGCGCGUGGCAAUAUAUGGCCCGACCAACAUAACGGAAGGAGAUUGUCCUGUGACACUCUCAUGUCUAGACAGAAUUGAGACUGUUCGAUAUCUAAGAGUAGUAAAAGAUUCUCGCAACAUUGCUUAUGUUCUUAGAUACCCACCCGCCUUGACUAAAAGCGUGGGGGGGAGUCUACCAUGCGGUUCCCCGAGCAGCACUGGGUCACUCAGACCACGCCAUG